GAAAAAAGAAUGUAGUUCUAUUAUGCUGUGUUUGUUGAACAUUAAAAUGAGAUUGUUUUUGUGCUUUAUGGAGUAAUAUCCUAUCAUAAGAACUUAUUUAUUUUUUGGCCUAAAAAUGGUCUUAAUAGCAAUGUAGCCCAAUCAAUAUCAAAUUGCCAUGAAAAACCAUUCCUUGGAAUCUAAUGCUCCAAAUUGUAAAACAAAUAAUCUUAUAAACUUGUGGGACAAGUCAUGAUGUGUUGGUGUGUUACUUACUUUAAUCUCAUUGUGUGCUUCUCACAUGCCCAUUCUCUCAGUGAGGAGGGAUGUGGUGGCUCAAAUUGGAAUUUCUUUGGGUGUAGAAGAUACAAGCAUAUUGCUUUCAGUCUUCAGUUUUUGCAAUUUUACCGGUCGUCUCAGUGCUGGUGCUGUCUCUCGAUACUCUGUUAGAUUAAAAACACUGCCUAGAACAUUUUGGAUGACAAUUACUCAAGUAAUUAUGAUCAUAGCAUUUUUGCUUUAUGCUUCAGCUCUAGAUGGAACUCUUUAUGCUGCAAUAGCUUUACUUGGAAUGUGCUACGGAGUUCAGUAUUCUAUACUGGUUGCAACUGUUUAUGAAUUAGCAGCUUCAUGAUGUUAGGAAAUCCAAUUGGAGCUCUUCUUUUUUCUGUUUUCCUUGUGAGAAAUUUGUGAUACUGAAGCUGCAAAACAAAUAAACUCCACUUGCUAUGGUGCAAAUUGCUUCAGAAUCACUUUUCUGGUUUUGGCUGGUGUCUGUGAAAUUGGUACCAUUUUGAGUAUAAUUUUGACAGUUUGGUAUAUCAAAUGCUGCACGCAAGCGGUUCGUUUUGUUUGUCACGUAUUGCAAAUCAAUGUGAUUGGACAAAAUUGUCUGCUAUUCUAAGCAUAUUUAAUAACCACUCUAGGUACAAAGCUCACCAAAUUUCUGCAGCCACUAUUCAAUAACCAUACAGAGACUACUCUAAGCAUAUUUAUGGCUUUCAUGUGCUACUACCGAAAAAUACGAGUUCUCCGUGGUCCCUGGUUUUUGAUAAUAUGGGAAACAAUAAAUUAUUUAUUCUUUUUGUAACGGUAGAGAAUGUGAUUAAGAGUUUAUUAGGUGCAGAUCCA
This is a messenger RNA of Vicia villosa (hairy vetch), 1110 nucleotides long. RefSeq lists its product as uncharacterized. NCBI's taxonomy places the organism in Eukaryota, Viridiplantae, Streptophyta, Magnoliopsida, Fabales, Fabaceae. The record is from RefSeq and is a predicted model, not a curated record. The transcript has 2 exons. The coding region runs from base 281 to 613 and encodes 110 amino acids. Gene Ontology annotation, cellular component: membrane.